This is a messenger RNA of Solanum lycopersicum (tomato), 1204 nucleotides long. Its product is annotated as annexin D4-like. Gene Ontology annotation, molecular function: calcium ion binding; calcium-dependent phospholipid binding. NCBI's taxonomy places the organism in Eukaryota, Viridiplantae, Streptophyta, Magnoliopsida, Solanales, Solanaceae. The record is from RefSeq and is a predicted model, not a curated record. Gene Ontology annotation, cellular component: cytoplasm.
CUCAACUCUCAACUUUCUUCUCUCUUUAUUACACAAAAAAACUCAUAAACAGAUUAAAAAAAAUGUCAGAGGCUAAUGAAUUUGCAGCUGUAACUAAAGCUUUCUCAGGACUUGGUGUGGAUGAGAAUUUGUUCAUUUCAUCAUUGGGGAGAUGGAAUCGCUAUCAAAGGGAAUCGUACAGAGUAAGCACUCCUGGAUUUUUCAAAGAAGACGAACGCCAAUUCCAGAGAUGGAGUGAUCACCAUAUCCUUCAGCUUCGUCAAGAAUUUUUGCGUCUCAAGGAUGCAGUAGUGUUGUACACAAUGCACCCAUGGGAAAGAGAUGCGCGUUUGUUUAAAGAGGCGUUGCUAUUGAAAAUACCUCAACAUGAUGUUCUCAUUGAGACUGCUUGCACUCGAUCCUCUGAAGAUCUUUUGGGUGCUAGAAAAGCAUAUCAUUCUCUUUUCGAACACUCAAUUGAGGAAGACAUUGCUCACCAUAUCAAAGCUCACGAAAGAAAGCUUCUAGUUGCUCUCGUGAGUAGCUACCGUUAUGAAGGGGCAAAAGUGAACGAGGAUCUAGCAAAAUCUGAGGCUAAAAUGUUUGCGAAUGCACUUGCUAAAAAGACUAAUCUAAUUGAAGACGAAGACAUUGUGAGGAUACUCUCAAUCCGAAGCAAACACCAUCUUAAGGCCAUCUAUAGCCACUACAAGGAAAUGACUGGCAACUUCCUGGAUGAGGAUCUUGAUGGUGACUUGCUCUUGAAACAAGUAGUUCAAUGCCUUUGCUCACCACAAACAUACUUUAGCAAGAUUUUGAUCUCGUCCUUAAGUUUGGAUGUGGAAGAAUCGGCUAAAGACUCGGUGACUCGAGUCAUAGUUACAAGAGCAGAUGAAAAUGAUAUGAAGCUAAUCAAAGAAGAAUUCCAGAGCAAAUAUGGAAGUACCCUGGCUGCAAAAAUUCAACAAGUUGCUAAUGGAAGCUACAGAGAUUUCUUGCUUACCAUAAUUGCAAAAUCUGACUAAUUUAUUUUGGCCAGAUUUUCCAAACAGUUGUUCCAUGUUCUCAAAUGUUUUGUUUAGUUUCCCCUUUUGUUUAGUUUGUUUUGAGGUUCUUUGCUCAAUUGAUGUAUGAUUGCAAUGCUCCCAUUUCAAUCGAUCAAUUUCAACAUCAUACUUUUUAAAUGUUGCAAUAAAAUAUAGAGCACUUCGAGCUUACGAAUAAA